AUGUCGAUCUGGGAUGCCCUCACCGGACGCAAGUCCUCGUCGCAAACCUCGUCAUCGAGCGCACCCGCUGCGCCGCCCGCCCCAGAGCACCACACCCCUACCAAUACUUUCCAGCCGACGACCACCUUCGACCCUACUUCUGCCCAGGGCGUAGAAGCCUUCCUUGGCAGCUCCUCUUUUGCCGACCCCUCACAACUACAUCCCCUCGCCGGGCUGAACAAGGAUACACUGGAUUACCUCUCCCUCGAAGACUCUGCGCUCUCAGACUUGCCCGGAUCACAAUCGGCUCUGCCGUCACGAGGCUUCACAGACGACCUUUGCUAUGGUACAGGCACAACAUACCUCGCCGGUCUCUCGCUAGGAGGCGCAUGGGGCCUGCAGGAGGGUUUAAGGAAGUCGGCCGGCGAAUCGCCGAAGCUCCGGCUGAACUCGGUGCUCAACUCGAUCACACGGAGAGGGCCGUUCCUGGGGAAUUCGGCGGGCGUGGUUGCUGUCUGCUACAACUGCAUCAACUCAUACAUUGGGUAUUUGAGGGGGAAGAACGAUGCCGCGAACACCAUUGUGGCUGGUGCCCUUAGCGGCAUGCUGUUCAAGAGCACAAGGGGGCUUCGACCGAUGGCCAUCUCGGGUGGUAUCGUGGCUUCGGUGGCCGGUGCCUGGGCGAUUGUGAGAAGGACAAUCUUCCACGACUCCAAGAAUUCCCAUACCGAGACUCUUGCAACACUUUAA
This is a messenger RNA of Chaetomium globosum CBS 148.51, 729 nucleotides long. RefSeq lists its product as uncharacterized. Gene Ontology annotation, biological process: protein import into mitochondrial matrix. The transcript is spliced from 2 exons. Gene Ontology annotation, molecular function: transmembrane protein transporter activity. The record is from RefSeq and is a predicted model, not a curated record. Gene Ontology annotation, cellular component: TIM23 mitochondrial import inner membrane translocase complex; mitochondrial inner membrane. The coding region runs from base 1 to 729 and encodes 242 amino acids. NCBI's taxonomy places the organism in Eukaryota, Fungi, Ascomycota, Sordariomycetes, Sordariales, Chaetomiaceae.